AUGUCAGAUGCAUGCAAACCUCUCCCGUUGCCUCCGGGCAUAUCAGAGAAUUAUGUGUAUUGCCCCGCCAAUACCUUGACUUUCCAUCUUCUCGAGGCUGGAUAUACACCCCAUCGUUCACGGCCCUUGCUUCUUCUUGUCCAUGGCUACCCGGAAUUGGCCUUUUCGUGGAGGAAGGUGAUGCCUGCGCUGGCAGACGAGGGCUACUAUGUGGUCGCCUUUGAUCAGCGUGGCUAUGGGAGGACUACCGGAUGGGAUGACUCUCCAUUCGCAAAGACGGAUCUCACCGAGUUCACCAUGACCAACCUCGUCCGUGACGUUGUUAUCCUGGUCUACGCUCUGGGUUACCGGCAAGUCAGAUGUAUCGUCGGCCACGACUUCGGUGCCGUCACUGCCUCCUUGUGCGCACUGAUGCGCCCGGACCUGUUCAAGAGCGUUGUCAUUAUGUCACAUCCUUUCAAAGGGUCCCCGGAACUGCCAUUCAACUAUGCCCACGGCGGCAACGGGGAAUCUCUAACUCCAGUGGAUAUCCAGAGGGAGCUUGCAAGGCUACCUGAGCCUAGGAAGCACUACAAGUGGUACAACUCCACCACCGUAGCGGCCCUUCACUGGUAUGUCCCUCUGCAGGGCAUGGAAGCCUUUCUUCGAGGAUAUCUGCACGUCAAGAGUGCCGACUGGGAGCAUAACAAUCCACAUCCACUGAAGGCCUGGGAGGCAAGCGAGCUGGCAAAGAUGCCAUACUAUUACAUCAUGCCUCUGCAUAAGUCGAUGCCCGAGACGAUAGCAUGUAUGAUGGAGAAUGAGGAUGCCAAUAAAACAAAACGAUGGAUGCCCGACGAAGACCUAGCUGUCUAUGUUGAAGAUUGGACGCGCACCGGAUUCCAAGGCGGCCUCAAUUGGUAUCGAACUUUAACAGACCCUUCCAAAAUGGCCGACCUGGCUAUUUUCGCCGGCAAGAAGAUCGAAUGCCCAUCUAUAUACAUUUCAGGAGCCAAGGACUGGGGCAAUUAUCAGGAGCCGGGAGCUUUGGAAAGACUUCCGGAGACCUGCACUCAGUUCAAAGGGGUCAAGCUCAUCGAAGGGGCUGGGCACUGGCUGCCGCAGGAGCAGCCGGAAAAGACAGUAGCUGCCAUUCUGGAUUUCCUGAAUGGCCUUUAA
Molecule: messenger RNA, 1158 nt
Organism: Westerdykella ornata
Lineage: Eukaryota; Fungi; Ascomycota; Dothideomycetes; Pleosporales; Sporormiaceae
Product: alpha/beta-hydrolase
Exons: 1
Coding region: 1-1158 (385 amino acids)
Molecular function (GO): hydrolase activity
Source: RefSeq, a predicted model, not a curated record